AUAAAGCAAAUAAACUAGAAAAAGAAAAGAAAAAACAAAACUGAAAAUCACGACCUAAUAGCCCACCAAGGAAUCAGAGAAGAGAACCUUCUUAUCAAUGGAUUUCCUUCAAAACCCAAGAUUUGUUGUAUGUAUAAGUAAUUACAGUCCUCUAUUUCUUUAACCAAUCACAACUCCACAAUCUCUCUGCCUGCGUCUUUCUCUCUCUAGAUCUAUCUUUAUUACAACCUUAUUUUCUGUUAGAACAUUCUAAAAUCCCUUCCCUUGGAUUUUUUUUUUCUUCUAAUAAAUCCUUCAAAGUUUGGGCCUUUUUGCUUUUAUCUUAAGGCUUUUGCAUUGAAGGAUCAUAAAGUUUUGUUCCUUACCUCUUGAAAUUGAUUACAAGGGUGAUGGUGUCUGCAAUUUGACUGGCCAGAAUCCCUCAAGGCAACUACUUAUAGAUUCUCGAGAUUAAUGGUGUCUGCGCUCAAUAAGGGUUUAAUUUCUGAUACAUCUUUUGUGGGGUUGGAGAUUGGUGAGAAACAAGAGCCAAGAACAGUCUCUUAUAUACUUAUUGAUACUGAUUCAAGGAAUAGUUUGAUUUCUGGGUUAUUUGGGAGAGAAUAUGUAAGUAAUGGUAUCCGCAACAUUGAUGAGAUUUGUUUCACCUUGUUGGAAGCCUUCCGUCGAGGGUGAAAAUUCAAGUAAUGGUGGGGAUGCUGCUGGUAGAGCUGAGGGAUUGUUAUGGUACAAGGAUUCAGGUCAGCAUGUUAAUGGGGAAUUUUCAAUGGCAGUAAUUCAAGCGAACAAUCUAUUGGAAGACUGUAGUCAUCUUGAAUCAGGUCCAAUGAGCUCAGCUGAAUCAGGUCCUCAUGGAACAUUUGUUGGAGUUUAUGAUGGCCAUGGAGGUCCAGAAGCUGCCCGGUUUGUGAAUGAGCGCCUUUUCGAAAACAUCAAGACUAUUCAUGGUGCAGAAUUCACGUCAGAAAACAAUGGAAUGUCAGCCAAUGUUAUCAACAAAGCAUUUUUGGCAACAGAAGAGGAAUUUCUCUCUCUAGUGAAGAAGCAGUGGCUAAAUAAGCCACAGAUUGCUUCUGUUGGUGCAUGUUGUUUGGUAGGUGUAGUAUGCAGUGGUGUUCUCUACAUUGCAAACGCAGGAGAUUCUCGGGUUGUGUUAGGAAGACUGGAAAGGGCCAUUAAGGAGAUCAAAGCAGUUCAGUUAUCAUAUGAACAUAAUGCAAGUAUAGAAUCUGUGAGAGAGGAGUUGCAUUCAUUGCACCCUGAUGAUCCACGUAUUGUUGUUCUAAAGCACAAGGUUUGGCGUGUGAAGGGUCUGAUUCAGAUCUCAAGAUCUAUAGGUGAUGCCUAUCUGAAAAGGGCGGAAUUUAACAGAGAACCUCUGUUAGCUAAAUUUAGAUUGCCUGAACCCUUCGAUACACCAAUUCUUAAAGCUGAGCCAACAAUUUUAGUGCAGAAACUCUGCCCUGAAGAUCAGUUUCUUAUCUUUGCAUCAGAUGGCCUGUGGGAGCACCUAAGCAAUCAGGAGGCAGUUGACAUUGUCCACAGUUGUCCGCGUAAUGGUGUUGCAAGGAAACUUCUCAAAGCUGCACUUUGUGAAGCAGCAAAGAAAAGAGAAAUGAGAUAUUCAGACUUGAAAAGGAUUGAUCGUGGUGUCAGGAGACAUUUUCAUGAUGAUAUCACAGUCAUAGUUUUGUUUCUUGAUUCGAAUCUUGUCAGUCGCAGCUCCUUCCGUGGCCCCCUAAUUUCAAUCAAGGGAGGUUGUGGUGUCUCUGGAAAUGGCAACACUUAGUUUGAGAAUUCUUGUUCCCUCUAGCCCCAUUUCUUCAUUCGUACUGAGAAACUCUUUUUUUUUCUUUGAAGAGGAGAGAGUUGAAAGAAUCCCCCCUCCCUUUUUUUCCUUGUUUUGUCAAUUGUAUAGCCACGCAUCUCAGAAACCUACUUAUGUAACGUCUUAAAAGACUUCCUUAGGUAGUAUAGUUGAUGCCUUGACUGACAGAUACCUUAACUAAAGCCUUAGUUGCUGUCUGGUUAUUGGCAUAUGAUACUUGCUAAACUACCUACUUACAGUAGCUGUGGUUUUACUCAACUGCCUUGAGAACUAGAAAAAAUAAUCCCAUUUAAAUUGAGAGUCACUAUGUUAUUCAGUUUUA
Molecule: messenger RNA, 2150 nt
Organism: Populus trichocarpa (black cottonwood)
Lineage: Eukaryota; Viridiplantae; Streptophyta; Magnoliopsida; Malpighiales; Salicaceae
Product: probable protein phosphatase 2C 38
Exons: 6
Coding region: 614-1789 (391 amino acids)
Biological process (GO): protein dephosphorylation
Molecular function (GO): cation binding; protein serine/threonine phosphatase activity
Source: RefSeq, a predicted model, not a curated record